AUGGGUAUCUAUACUUUUAGAGGACAACUUACUAAUCGAUAUCCAUUAAUUUUAAAGAGUCUAUCUGAAAUACCAUAUCCUAAAUACAAUUGUUUAUUCAUUGACGCUUCAUUAUUAAUUGUUAAAGGAAUUCGUUCUGGAGUUCAGACAGAGUUGCGUACAGCAAAUGUCCGCCAGUUGUUCAAUAAUAUUGUGCAUCUCGUACAGCCAUCAGAUUUAAUUUUUAUCGCUUUUGAUGGUCCAUUUUCUAAUGCAAAACAAUAUACAGUAUUAAGAAGAAGAUAUGCUGAUAAAUCAAUGCCAAUCGAAGCAUGGAAUCAGAUAUUUGAAGAUGACCUAAAGAGAUGGAUUGAAGAACUUAUUAAUUUUGAUGAAUAUUGGCAGAAGCCAAGGGUCAUAUUUUCAGGUUCAAAAGUUCCAGGUGAAGCUGAAACGAAGAUCUUUGAUUUUCUUCGUCAAGAAAUACACAAACCAGAAUGGGAUCCAAAUAAACGCCAUUGUAUCGUGACAAAUGAUUCUGAUUUAAUCCUGAUGUCUUUGAGAUCACAUAUUCCAAACAUUGACAUUUAUAACGAUAUAUACCAAAACAAAAUUAAGAACGGAAUGUUAGAGCCUUAUAUUUCUUUCAGUGCAGGAAGUGUUGAUGUUAUAAAUAUCAACUUACUUCGAGAAUACCUUUUUCAUGAUUUUGGAAUCAAUGAUGAAAGAAUUUUCGAUGAUUUUGUUCUUCUCGUCAAUUUAUAUUCCAAUGAUUAUCGCCCAAAAUUCGAUUCUGAUUUAUCUAAAAUUUCUAUUGAUGACCUUAUUGAAACAUAUAAAUCAGAACCUUCAUGCAUAUUUAUUACAGAGAAAGAUAACGUCAAUUUGGAAAAACUCAAGAUUUUCAUUAUGAAAUUCAUGGAAAGAAAUUAUCUCCAAGAGAUUCAAAAUCAACAGCAAAACAAAACAUCAGAAAAUCAGAAUGAUAAUACAACCAAAAUCGAAGAGAAUCAUCUUGAUUUUGAAUCAUAUAUUAAAUCUAAAAAAGACGAAUAUUUUUCAAAAAGAAAAACAACUCCUGAAGAAACAGAAAAGAUUUCACAUUGUUUGAUUGAUAGUAUCUUAUUCACAUACAAGGAAUAUUCAUCAGGAAUUCCAUCAUGGUCAUGGAUAUACAAAUAUCAUUUCGCACCUCCUUUAUGUGUAGUUAUAGAUUACAUAGAUACAUUCAAAUCAGAAUUAGUUCUUGAUGAACCAAUGAAUUUGUUAUAUCAAGACAUAAUUACACCAUAUCAGCCGAUGAAAGAAAUUAAGCAAUUAUUUGAUGAUGUAAGGAAUAAUGACGAAUAUAUCAAAUUAUUUUUAGGUCACCCUGUAGAAAGAGAUGAAACGAAUGGACAAUUUUCAAUUGAAAUUCCAAAUUUGGAUCGUAUCAAACAAUCAUUAGCUCCAUAUUUGGACAGAAUUACAUCAGAAUAUGAAUUUCUUAUAAAACCAGAGAAUUCAAUUGACAUGAAAACUAAAGAAGAAAUUCCUUUGAAUUGUCAUGAACCUUUCCCAUCUGUUAAUUUAUUAACAGAAUUACCAAAUGAUGUUCCUUCUUUUAAUCCAUUUGAAAUUUCUCUUGAAAAGAAAAUUGUUCAAAACAAGCAAUAUAGUAGUAUUUUUCAUGAUGCUGUUGUUAAAUCAGGAAAAAGAUUAGGUGAUCCAAAAGAUUUCCUCAAUAAAAGAGUUCUUGCUCAAUGGCCAUAUAGAACUAUUUGCAUUGUUAUGGAUAUUGUUGAGAAACCAAAUGAUUAUAAAAUUAAUAUUAAAUUGGAUGAUGAUGAAAAGUUUGUUUCUUUAUUGCCAAUUGAUCCACAAACUAAUUUCGAAGUUAGAAAAGAAUUCAUUUAUCCAUGGAGUUUAACAAUUGAUCCAUCAGCAGAAAACAUGAAAAUCAUGCCUAAAGAAUAUGAAGCAGAUGUUCUUUUAACUCGUCCAAGAAAUAAAAACUGGGAAAGCUUUCGAUGUCUUUCAUAUUUAUUCCGAGAAGUUAAAUGGCGUGAUAUAGAUUUUCGAUAUAUUUGGGCAGAUCUUGGACUGUGUUCAUUUGGAUGUUGCACUCCUUUUUACUUGUCAUUUUAUGACAAACAAAUAUAUGUUGACAAGAACAAGAUAGAGAAAUAUAUUGAUUUGUAUAUACGACAUGUCCCAAAAUCAUGCUAUUUAAGAGAUAAAGAACUUACAGAACAAGAUGUACGAUAUCUAGAGGAGAAUUAUGAAAUUGUGAGUGAUACGAGGCACGAUGAGCUCCCACCAGUUUAUCUUUUAAGUUUGAAAACAUAUUCAAAAACAGAUGUCGAAUGGUUGGAAAAGAAUUCAAAAUUGAAAUUCGAACACAAGAAAAUUCAAUACACAGGAUUUGAACUCCACAAUGAGCCAAAACUCGGUGAUACAGUUGUAAUUACAGAUAACAGAUCAAUUGCUAAAGAAGGAACAUCAGGAAUAAUCAUCGGAUAUGACAAAACAACCGAAGAAGCCUGGAUAUAUGUCCGAGGAUCGAAAAACUUAACAGACCUUGGCCAUGUUUUAUCACAGCGCUCUGGAGUUAUUGUUUCAAGAUCAUCUUUUAUUAUAAUGAAUUAA
Trichomonas vaginalis G3 is the source of this 2607-nucleotide messenger RNA. Its product is annotated as 5'-3' exoribonuclease protein. The transcript has a single exon. Gene Ontology annotation, biological process: nuclear-transcribed mRNA catabolic process. Gene Ontology annotation, cellular component: nucleus. The coding region runs from base 1 to 2607 and encodes 868 amino acids. Gene Ontology annotation, molecular function: 5'-3' RNA exonuclease activity; RNA binding. The record is from RefSeq and is a predicted model, not a curated record. NCBI's taxonomy places the organism in Eukaryota, Parabasalia, Trichomonadida, Trichomonadidae.